CAAAUUUGUUAUUUUUUUCAGAAGAAAUUUUACGGCCGGUGCUUCACUUGCUAAUGCUGUCGGUGGUGUUAUCGGUAGCGCGAUAUUUAAGCUUGACGAACUGAUUGGCGCAUUUGGCGCACAGUUACGCUUACCUCUGAGCGCAAAAACAGCAGUCACCACAUCCGCUAUCGGGCAGCCUCAAGCAGUGCCACAAGGGCGUUAUUAUGGAACAGUGGUUGUGUCCGGUCGGUUACCAGAGAAAACGGAGCCUGUUAUUCUGCAAUUUUCUGGGAAAAAUCUUGAGAAACGAGAUAAAAUUUUCGACGAAACCUCUGUAUUUUUUGAGAUACAUAGGAUUGAAAAUGAUGACACGAGAACUGAACUGUACCGCAGUGAACCGCUACAGGAACACUCCCAUCCUGUCUGGAGGCCCUUCAGUUUACAUUUGAGGAAGAUCGCUGAUAACAGAAAUAGGUUACUGGAAAUAUCUGCAAUGUAUCGAGAUGAAGUGAAUAAGACAGGCCUGAUAGGCUCAUUUCUGACGACUUACGCCAAAAUGAAAUAUGGCCCAGGUCCGGAAAAUGUUUAUAAAUUGGUAAAUCCGAAGAAGAAAACCAAAAAAGGUUAUUCGAAUAGCGGGAAAAUGGAGCUGGUCAAGUUUAGCGAUGAGUAAAA
Molecule: messenger RNA, 657 nt
Organism: Gongylonema pulchrum
Lineage: Eukaryota; Metazoa; Nematoda; Chromadorea; Rhabditida; Gongylonematidae
Source: the annotation of a GenBank genome assembly